CACGCCGCAACCCUUCUCCGCCAAGCCGUCUUUGUCUGACAGGAUCGGAUUGGACAGCCUCCAGAUGAGAUUGCUGACGACGGCAGCGGGUUUGGUUUAGCUAUAUAAUCUUCGCUGUGUAUUUGUCCUGUACUUUCUCUCAAACCAAGACUUCAUUCACUCCCAUCUUCAGUUUCUUGGCAAUCUGUGCUGUUUCACCACCCACCCCCUGAAACUCUCGAGUCGUCGUUUCCAACUCGCCCCAUCAACUUAUAAACCUCUCCCCCCUCGAUAUCUCGAGGAACAACCCCCCAACUCCCUGCCUCACCCACAACUCCUCCAACCCUUCUCGCCUCCCAAACCCCAAACCCCAACACCCCGCGCCAUCACAACCAAACCCACAAUCAAACAAAACCAAACCCACACCAACCCCACACCAACAUGUCCACCACGCAAGAGAACGUCCAGUCCGCCUCGGCCACCUACGCGGCCUCCUUCACGCAAGGCCAUCUCGCCCUGCCGCCCGCCAAGCACUACCUCGUCCUCACCUGCAUGGACGCCCGCAUCGACCCCGCGCGGGCCUUUGGCAUCGAGCUGGGCGACGCACAUGUCAUUCGGAACGCUGGCGCGUCGGCUGUGGAUGCCCUCCGCUCGGUGGUUAUCAGCCAGCAGCUGCUGGGGACGAAUGAGAUUAUCUUGGUGAAGCAUACCGGUUGUGGGAUGCUGACGUUCAAGAACGAGGAUGCGUAUGGGCUUGUGGAACAGCGGUUGGGACCUGCCGCGACUGCAGAGCUCAAGGAGAAGAACCUCGAUUUUCUGCCUUUCCCGGAGCUGGAGGCGGCUGUUCUUCAGGAUGUGGAGUUUCUGAAGGCGUCGAAGCUGGUGCCGGAGUCCGUGACGAUUAGCGGGUGGGUGUACGAGGUUGAGACUGGCAAGACCAGGCGGGUGGUUUAGGUUGGAUGUUCGGGUUGGACGAAGAUUUAGUCCUAUGUUUGUAGCGGCGUGGUUUGCUUUCGGGGCGCAGUGGGAA
Messenger RNA from Chaetomium fimeti, 1009 nucleotides. Its product is annotated as carbonic anhydrase. Gene Ontology annotation, molecular function: carbonate dehydratase activity; zinc ion binding. The record is from RefSeq and is a predicted model, not a curated record. Lineage: Eukaryota; Fungi; Ascomycota; Sordariomycetes; Sordariales; Chaetomiaceae. Bases 421 to 933 code for a protein of 170 amino acids. The transcript has 3 exons.